GGCAGCCAAAACCAAGAGCUCACGAGAAUAAGAAUGCUACUUCUUAAAGACCGAUAUCAUUAGGCGACAAAAUUGGAAUCCCACUGUCAAGUAAAAUGAGUAAGCUGUCCAGUUCAUAUAUACAAUAUCUAUAAACAGGUGAGGAGCAGAGAAUGCAGAUCCACCAUUAAACCUCGCGAGAUUAGCAAUGUAACGGAGGAAUAGGGGUUGGUUUGAAGUUUUAGGACGCAUCUGUUGAUGAAUCAUAACAGCACUAAAAUGUCUGGAAGAUCGGGCCGGGCAGAGACACGAAGUCGUGCCAAAGAUGACAUUAAAAAGGUUUUGGCGGCUAUUGAGAAAGUCCGCAAAUGGGAGAAGAAGUGGGUAACAGUUGGGGACACGUCUUUACGUAUAUUCAAGUGGGUUCCAGUAACAGAAACUAAACAGAUAUAUCGAACCAAAUCCACAGGUGGAACGGUGCGGGGCCUAAAGGAUGUGGCCUUAGAAAACACCUCAAACUCCCUACUGGAUCUCAACGAUGAGAACAGCAACCAAAGCUUUCUGUCAGACGUCGUCUACCAGCCCAAGAUGGACAACAGCAGCAGCAACUCCAGCUCACAGCACCUUAGUCCUCCCCACCCAUCCAGUCUCCGCACAGACGACGCUCCACCCCCCAUGCUGGGCCAGGAGAGUGUGGAUGUAUCUCCUUUUCUGACCUUGAACACAGAGUCAAGCCUCCCAGGCCAGGAAGGGGCAGACGAACCUCCUACGCUGAUCAAGGAAGAACUUUCCUUAGGCACAGCCCAGCGUGGGGCUUCGGGCACACAGGAAGAAACCGAUGGAGCACCUCCGUUAAAGAAAGUUUGUGCGGGAGAAAAUGUUGUGCUGAGAUAAUGCACUAUUUUUCAGCUUUUGUAGCAAAGUACAUUAUUUGGCAAAUUAUAAUAGAUUAUAUAAAGUAUCAAAAGCAUUCAAGGCCUUUUUAAUGCAUUUAUACAGAUUUAUUGCCCUCACAUUUACGACACGCAAGAAAAAUGUAUCCUACACUUUGGAAUAAUCUGCUUUCUUAUAAAAUCUUCAUAUUUAUGUAUGCACCGGUGAAGGAAGAAUGUUUUAAAAUCUGUUUUAAAUCCAAUUUAUACUUGAGGGCGAUUUAAUGGUAAAUGUUACACAAAUUGAUAUACCACAAAAGCUUUCAUUGAAAAUUUGCCAACAAAUGUCCAUUCAAGAUCACUUAACAGUUUUAAAUGGUGUAAUGUUAUUGUAGAAGAAUGUAUGAUGGUGUUCUGGUCAUCACCGUUUUAAUAAUUAUGAAACAAAUAUUAGUGUGCAUUAUUGUGUUUGCUUUUGAGCCUUGAGAUUAAUUUUGUGCUGCUUUUACUGGAUUCAUACAAUCCUACAUUAAGCCCAGUUUACAACCAGAAGUACAAUUGGUUAAUUAAAACACCUUGAAUACAGCAUGUAUAUUUGAACCAUAUUCUAUAAACCUACAUUUUGAGUGUAAUUUGCAAAUGUUUCUUGUGAAAACUUCUCAAAGCCAUAAUAAAUUGUCAUUUGUCACAUUUAAA
Gadus macrocephalus (Pacific cod) is the source of this 1547-nucleotide messenger RNA. It is a transcript of the gene bcl7bb, whose product is annotated as BAF chromatin remodeling complex subunit BCL7B b. The record is from RefSeq and is a predicted model, not a curated record. The coding region runs from base 238 to 873 and encodes 211 amino acids. NCBI's taxonomy places the organism in Eukaryota, Metazoa, Chordata, Actinopteri, Gadiformes, Gadidae. The transcript has 6 exons.